Molecule: messenger RNA, 270 nt
Organism: Sporothrix schenckii 1099-18
Lineage: Eukaryota; Fungi; Ascomycota; Sordariomycetes; Ophiostomatales; Ophiostomataceae
Exons: 1
Coding region: 1-270 (89 amino acids)
Source: RefSeq, a predicted model, not a curated record
AUGCAGCUCCCCUGCGAUGGUGCCCUGCAUUUCUUCUUUGGGGUGUCGGAACCUCGAUUGCGCCGACACUUCGGGCCGUUCACCAUCGAUGCCCGAGCCGGCAAAGUCGCACAGGCACACGGAGCGGUCUUUCCUCAGCAAAACAUUGCGGCUGCCCAGGUCGCCCUGGAUGACGCCCUUGCUGUGGAUGUACACGACGGCGCUCGUCACUUGGCGGCACCACCGCACACGCUCGGCCUCCGAGACCUGUUGGCCCUCCUCGGUCUCUGA